AUGAAUACGUUUCUGCUUGUCGUUCUUGUCUUUUCGAUAUCUAUUGCUGCUGAAGAGUUAUCGAGAAAAGAAUUGCUGAGUCUUUUGAAUGUGAAUGCAAGUCGGUCAGUUGAUGAGAGCCGAAAUGAGGAACAGCUGUCACCCGACAGCUUUACAGACAUGCUCAUGGAUGCAAAGUUCAUCAAAGUUCCCGAAGACACACCCAUUCUGAAAAUUCAAAGGACAAAUUUUCUGAUGGCCACAAAAAUUCGUGAGUCAUUUGACGCUCGCAGAGAGUGGCCGAAGUGCUGGUCAAUCGGAUGGAUUCGACAACAAUCGCGGUGUGGAUCGUGCUGGGCGGUGGCGGCGGCUUCGAUGGCCUCUGAUCGAAUGUGCAUCAACGCUCCAUAUUAUCCAAUGAUGCUCUCCUCAGAGGAUCUUCUGUCGUGCUGUGGCUCUUAUUGUGGGAAUGGAUGCAGUGGAGGAUGGCCAGAUAAAGCACUCAAUUGGUGGGCCACCAACGGCCUUGUCACCGGCACCGACUACUCGGACCAUCAAGGUUGCCGACCAUACACGGUUCCCACAUGUUCAUGGCACAACGGCGUCUACAGCUUUCCGUACGAUGGAACGUAUCGAGCUUGCCCAGAGACGUUCUCAGUUCCGCAAUGCUAUCAACAAUGUCAGAAUGGAUACUUCAGAAACUACACUCAAGAUAAAUACUACGGGCAGCCGGCUUAUCACGUUCGACCUGAUGUCUCAGCUAUCCAAGCCGAAAUUCUUGAGCACGGCCCUGUUGUAGCCACUUUUACCGUCUAUGAGGACUUCAACAAUUUCUACAAACGCGAGCCAAUCUACCAGCAUCGAAGUGGUGGAUGCAAGAGACCAGGCGGCUGUGGACACGUCGUAAAAAUCAUCGGAUGGGGUGUUGAGAACCAAAUCCCCUACUGGUUGUGCGCAAACUCGUGGGGCACUCAGUGGGGCGACGGCGGCUUCUUCCGCAUUCGUCGCGGAACGAAUGAGUGCGGAAUCGAAGCAAACGUGGUCGCAGCUAUGCCGAGGAAA
Molecule: messenger RNA, 1041 nt
Organism: Mesorhabditis belari
Lineage: Eukaryota; Metazoa; Nematoda; Chromadorea; Rhabditida; Rhabditidae
Source: the annotation of a GenBank genome assembly